GACGUGAAAGAGUUUCGAUGUGUGUUUCACAAUCGCUUGCGUCAAAGAGGAUCUGUCAGGUUUAGGCGCUCUUGUUAAAACCUGUAUAACUGCAGAGAUGAGGGAGAAAGCGGAAGGAUCGAUCAGUUCAAGGAUGAUGGACCUUUGGUGCCGACUGUGGCACCUGCCACUAAUGCUGUAUAUCUCGGGACUCCUGCAGUUUGAUCUGUGCAGUGGUCAGAUUCAGGUCCAGAUCCAGGAAGGUCCUCUGUUUAGAGUGAAAGGAUACCCCAUCUCCAUAUCCUGUAAUGUUACAGGGUUUACAGGCCCAUCUAAGCGGGAUUUUGAGUUCAUUCUCAAGAAACCAAAUAUAGAGUUAAAUAUAAUCAGUACCAGUGACCCAAACUUUGCCUACGGAAUAUUCUCCGAUAGAAUAAGAAAAAAAGAGAUUUAUGUUGAAAGGCUGUCAGGAUCUUCAGUUGUCUUGUGGAUCAAAGAUUUACAGGAGAAUGAUGCAGGUGAUCUGCUCUGUGGGACCAUACACACAGGUGGUACAUAUUUCGGAGAUUAUGAUGAUGAAGCAAAGCUUAAUGUGAUUACAGACACCCUGGAGGCAUCGUACUCGGGUUCUCCCUCUCAGAGCUUGUCUGAAGGUGAUCCUCUUCAGCUUGAGUGCCAGGUCUCCAGCCAGACUUUUCAACACACUCAUCUGUCGGUCACCUGGUUUCUCCAUGGUGAAUUGGAUGAAAACCCCCGGCCAAUCAUUACCCUGGACAAAGAUCUGACUGUAAAGCCAGGAGCUGGAUUUGAGGAUCGCUAUCGUGCUGGUCUUAUCAGCAUGGAUAAGGUGGAGGACACAACCUACAGACUGAAGAUGCCUCAAGUGCAGCAGUCCGACCAGGGGAAGUUCUUCUGCAAAGCCAUUGAGUGGAUCCAAGACCCAGACCGUUCCUGGACACAGAUUGCCCACAAAACCACUGCAGCAUGCGAUGUGGAGAUUAAACGAAUCGUGGCCCCUGAUGCCGACUCCUUCAGUGUUAAUCUGAAGGCUUCAAAGGGGCCACUACAGGAGGGAGACGCACUGGACAUCCGCUGCAGUGUGAAUGCACAGAACCUUCCUGGUCAUUUCUUCUCGGUGACUUGGCUGAAGGACCAGCAGAGAGUGGCCCAGAUCGGAUCCUCUGGGGUGCUCACCGUUUUUGACAGUUACAAAGAGCGAGAGAAUGCAGCAGAGAUGAGAGCAGUGAAAACCAGUCACAUGGACUACCUGCUGACCAUCCGUUCGGCUCGGACUGAGGACCACGGCCAAUACCAGUGUGAAGUUUGGCAGGAAAACAUGAAUGAAGAUGGCACCUUCAAAAAAAUACAAAAACAAAUAUCCAGUCCAGAGACUGUGAGCAUCACAGCUAAAGAGAGUAAUCUGGCAGUGGUCAUGCUGAUGAAGGAUGCGGUGACUGAGGGAGAUGCACUACAUGUCUCCUGCUCAGUGUCAGGAUUCAAGGGUCCUUUAUCAGUGUCAUGGCAACACAAGAAAGACCCGGGGGCUUCCUUCAGUGAUGUCGUUAGUCUGACCCAUGAGGGAGUGAUGAAAGAUGUUGGGGCAAGGUAUCAGAGCAGAAAUGUCCAAACAUUUCAUUCUCCAGCUGGAAACUUUACUCUACAGCUUGGUGCAUCUUCAAUAUCUGACAGUGGAGAAUAUAAGUGCAUUGUGUCUGAAUGGACAGUACAGAGCAAUGGAGAGAUGAAAGCCAUCACCCAAUCUCAGCAAAAAGCCAUUACAGUUAAAUCUGUUGAUUCUCUAAUGGUGGUGAGCUUGACAAGUCGUACAACAAAGGUGCCAAUAGAUUCUCCAGUACAACUGCUAUGUCGAGUCAGAGGGCCUAAAGUGUCUUUGGCUCUACGCUGGAUGUUUCAGCCCCACAAUUCAUCUGUUCAAACAAAUAUUUUAUCCGUAAGUCACACUGGAGAAAUGACCUGGAGAGCAGAUCAGAGAAACUAUCAACUGAACAUUCAAGCACAGCCAGAGGACACUCGUUUCACUCUCAUGGUGCCAAGAGCCAGCAAACAGCAAAAAGGACAGUACCAGUGUCAAGUUGAUGCCUAUCAAAAGGAUGUACAGAAAGCCUUUAAGAACUCCAACCUGUUAGCUGUGAUUGUACACAAACCUGUCAGCAAGAUGAGCCUGUUCUCACCCACUUCUCGUCUGGAAACCACUGUCAACACUGAUGUUAAGCUUGAAUGCUCAGUCACGAGGACAACCACAAAUACGUCUCGUUUCACAAUAACAUGGAUGUUUGGGUCCCAGGUGCUCUUAACUAUGGACCUAGAUGCUGUUGUCAAGUUUGGCCCUGCAGCCGGCCUAGAGUUGGACCAGAGGAUCCGUUUGGAAAUAAGACAGAAACAGAACUUCCAGAUGAUUAUCCAGAAGGUCAGAACAUCUGACAGUGGACAAUAUCAAUGUGAGGUGGAAGAGUGGCUUCAGGAUCCUCUUGGGGACUGGUAUUCCCUCAAGAAUAUGUCUGUUUCCACAGAGCUGGUUGUCAAAGAGAAAGAAAGUAAACUGCGUGUUCAGAAGGACAAUCAAAUGCUCAACAUUACAAACCAUCAGGCUGGGUUCACCAUUGACUGUGUCAUUACCUCACAAUCCAGCGAUAAAUCAGUCUUUGAGGUCACCUGGUUCAAGGUUCAGGAAAAAGGACCAGUCACUAUAUUCAAUGCCAGGCAUGACGGUAUCUUACACAGUGAAAUUCCUGAUAGAAAUCUGGUGUUUGGACGACCACUUGCCACACACUAUAAACUGACUGUGCCACAGAUCAACCCCACUGAUAUUGGGCAAUACUACUGUCAGGUUGAGGAAUGGCUUCUAACUGCUAACACCUGGAAGAAAUUUGCUUCAGAUAAAUCUGGAGAGCUCUCCAUCUACGUUCACACUGAAGGUGAAAAACAGAUAGACCCACUGCUAAUAACAUUGGCCAUCGCUAUUCCUCUGAUUUGUUUUCUUAUAUUGGUCAUAAUAUUGUUGUUGAGAAAGAGCCACAAGAAAAAAUAUGAAAUAAAUAUGAAAUAUGAACUGAAGAAGAAGAAGAAGAAAGACUGUCUGUGGGCUGAAAAACAUGCCCUUAAUGGGCCUUCUAUCGAUUAGAUUGUUGUUUUAACAUGUUUCUUUAUUAUCAGUUAUGAUUACAUACAUUCACACUGUAAUCAUUUCACUUCUAAGAAUGUUAAUAUUGCUGUACAGUAGGCCUAAACGUUUCCUAAUUUUCUGUUGACUGCAAAGUUACAUGUAAAAAAAAAAAAGAAAAGAAAGCAUUUUGGUUGCUUGUUUUAUCAACAUUUCACAUCUAAUCAACUCCUGCCAAACAUUUUAAUUAUUAUUUGACAUAACUCAGUGAGUUGUUUGAUGUUUUACCAUAGCGGUUGGCAACCAGUGCCAUGACUGCCAACAUUGGCACAGG
Molecule: messenger RNA, 3434 nt
Organism: Carassius carassius (crucian carp)
Lineage: Eukaryota; Metazoa; Chordata; Actinopteri; Cypriniformes; Cyprinidae
Product: immunoglobulin superfamily member 2-like
Exons: 9
Coding region: 98-3121 (1007 amino acids)
Source: RefSeq, a predicted model, not a curated record